Messenger RNA from Helianthus annuus (common sunflower), 768 nucleotides. RefSeq lists its product as uncharacterized. Lineage: Eukaryota; Viridiplantae; Streptophyta; Magnoliopsida; Asterales; Asteraceae. The coding region runs from base 1 to 768 and encodes 255 amino acids. The record is from RefSeq and is a predicted model, not a curated record. The transcript is spliced from 3 exons.
AUGUUUAACAGAAUACAAUCAAGUUCAUUACCAGACUGCAACUUAAUAUUGCAUAACAUUUCACAAUCAGUUGAAGCACUGUUAGAAUUCAACCUAACUACUACUACUACUACUGCUACUGCUACUACUGCUACUGCUGCUACUGCUGCUACUGCUGCUACUGCUGCUACUGCUGCUGCUACUGCUAUUGCUGCUGCUGCUACUGCUGGUGUUAACUUUCUUUACGGGAGGCGAUAUUUGAGGAUGCCAACUGCUACAGACGUUCCACUUUUAUACAAGGCCCACCAGCGGAUACAUGGGUUUCCCGGGAUGUUGGGUAGUUUUGAUUGCACGUACUGGGAGUGGACGGCAUGUCCAACCGCUUGGAAAGGGCAACGCCAUCGUGGUAACCACGAGGGUCCUACCCUAAUAUUACAAGCGGUUGCGUCUCAAGAUUUAUGGAUUUGGCAUGCGUACUUUGGCAUGGCCGGUGUGAACAAUGACAUCAUUGUUUUACAAUCUUCGGGUCUUUUCGACGAUGUCAUGGAUAGUGUUGCACCAAAUACUUCAUUCUAUGCAAACAACGUGGAGUAUAAGUAUGGGUACUAUCUUGUCGAUGGUAUUUAUCCAAAGUGGGCGACGUUGGUGAAAACUCUUUUAUGUCCAGAUGACGAGAAAAGAUUGUAUUAUAAGAAGAAACAAAGAGUUGGCAAGAAAAGAUGUCAAGCGGGCUUUCGGUGUAUUAAAAAAGAGAUGGUCUAUCAUUGUCCAACCAUCGAGGAUAUUUGA